Bipolaris oryzae ATCC 44560 is the source of this 1257-nucleotide messenger RNA. RefSeq lists its product as uncharacterized. The coding region runs from base 1 to 1257 and encodes 418 amino acids. The record is from RefSeq and is a predicted model, not a curated record. The transcript is spliced from 2 exons. NCBI's taxonomy places the organism in Eukaryota, Fungi, Ascomycota, Dothideomycetes, Pleosporales, Pleosporaceae.
AUGGAAAUUCCACGCAGCCUGGAGCGGCCAUGGACACCGCCAGAGAUCGAAGACCGGCCAUAUGCUCGCACUCGCCCAAGCCAUCUCAACCUAUAUGGAAAUCCACCCUCGCGAUAUGUUAGAAAAGAGCAGCGUUGGCCAAACGAUGCUGACCUUGUACACGAACAACCCUCGUGGAUGACCGAAACCUAUAGUCCAAGAACCCCGUUCACGGCAUCACGACCGAAACUCAGUUCCCGUCUUACCGAACCGCUUCCGUAUACGCCCAAAAAACAGUACAACUUUGACGAGCCGUAUUCACAACCAAAGGCCGUGCCACGCUACCCCUACACGCCUGAUAGCUCCCAAAUAUUGCGUCGACACACUGUCAUCCCUGCUUCUCCUCCGCCAUGGGACGACUACUCGGAUCCCGCUUUAUCGCCUGUUCAGGAUGCUUUGUCUGCCUGUAUUGCACAGUUUGAGGAUUUGAUCCAGUCGCAGCAGCCAGAUGAAGAUCAGAUGGAAUAUAUUGUAGGGCAAUUUGAAGCCAUGGCCAUGCGUCUUUCGGCUCCAGAGGCAUAUGAGAAAGAAACAGGUGCACAGUAUCCUUCGUAUUUCGACCAGGGAGCUGGUAUCAUGCACGCGGACGAUGGAAAAGAUGACCUUGCCGAAGCAAAAAGGGCAUACCACCAGUCGUAUGUUGCUGAAGUGGGGAACUAUGUCAACAGCGUACAAAAAUAUGUUGACGAGCUGCGAAAGCGCCUGGAUGAAGUCAAGACGCUAAAUAGCAUCCAGCUAGAUGUAAUCAACGACCUGCGUAAACAGAUGAAGACGGUCCGUCAAACCAUGCGCGAGGAGCUCGAAAGAAAACAAGAGCCUGGUAGUGACAAAAGCAACGAGCAAAAAGACGACCCCACACCCAGAAAAUUCGGCAUGAUGGACAGCUGGCAGACGCUCGUCAACGACGACUCCGACACCAACAACAACAACAAUAACAACCAAGACGUCUCCCAGGAAAUCCACAACGAAUACACGAAGCUCCUCCGCAGCGCUGUACACAAGCUCACCGCAGAAGAUCAUGGCGAUGAUGAUAAUACUUACCACACCCCCCCUCGUCCUCGUCCGGCUGGUCCUGCUACUACUACUACUACUCCUCCUGUUACACGCCAGACCAAGCGCCGUCUAAUCACCAUUAUCCGCUCGCCCCCUCGACGCAGCUUCUGGGCUUCGAUUGGUGAGGCGCUGGAUGCUAUGUCGGAGUUGUUGCUUGAAGAAUGA